Molecule: messenger RNA, 953 nt
Organism: Haliotis rufescens (red abalone)
Lineage: Eukaryota; Metazoa; Mollusca; Gastropoda; Lepetellida; Haliotidae
Exons: 2
Coding region: 303-737 (144 amino acids)
Source: RefSeq, a predicted model, not a curated record
UCAUUUUAUAUUAUUUUAUUUAUCACACAUUACCUUAAUUUCAACCCCUUUCUGCAGCUCACAUCGGGUGGCCCUGUACGUUUCUGUGCUUGACUGUGUCAUGUUACUCCGCUUUUCACUGCUUUAGUUUUAAUUUGAAAAAAAUGAAUAUAUUUAUAUGUUCAUCUAUACAGUUUCGUUUUUAUGCACUUUUUUGACAGAAUGUAACUAGACGUUGAGAAAAGCACCCCACGUCCUGAUUUCAACGUCCUUGACUCUAUCUUGUUACAACAUCAGUUUUAUUAAUCUUAUUAAUAUGAUGUAUGAAUAUCAUAUGCGACCACAGCCAUCUCCUACAACAUGGUCCUGAAAUCGGAUGCAGAAUACAGGAUGCCAUGGUAACAAUGACAGAUAUAACGAUACAAAUUAGUUUACUUUGUACUCCAGAUGGAAAUAUUUUACCAAUUACUGCUGUAGCUGGGAGCAUCAUCGUUGUCAUCGUCAUCGUCGUCGCCAUUGCCACCUCUGUGUUACUCGUACGGAAAUACAAGCAGGACAUCGCAGAAAGCAACAACCAGAUGUACAGCACCAUGUCACGUGACCCUAACACUGAUAACAACUACACUGAGUUGGAUCAUGGGCACACAGGUGAAAAGUUUCCUACUUCCCUGUCUGUCAACACCGAGGAGUCCCCGGCCUACUACAAUACAGCACCUGCUGACAGUCAGUACGAAAACCCACCCGCUUCCACUGAGUGAUACCUAACAUGUAUUCUUGAUGCGGAGUGGCAGGGUUGUUAAUAUCUGGGCCCCAGUGGUCUGGACUCAGCACAUGAAAAACGUUCUGUUCUGUUUCAUCCAAAUCACGACCACUUCCCGAAAGGGGAAGAUCGGUGAUUCGUUAUGGUAGACACCUUAUAGAAAUAACAACAUGUUUGUACUUACUAUCAUCCAAAACUGGCUCCCACAGGAGAU